Molecule: messenger RNA, 5578 nt
Organism: Colius striatus (speckled mousebird)
Lineage: Eukaryota; Metazoa; Chordata; Aves; Coliiformes; Coliidae
Gene: TBC1D24
Product: TBC1 domain family member 24
Exons: 9
Coding region: 207-1892 (561 amino acids)
Source: RefSeq, a predicted model, not a curated record
CGCAUGCGCACGGCGGGCGCUCGGUCGUUGCCGCGGUCCCGCCGGGGGCGGCCCGUGAGGCGCGGCGGCGGCGGUGAGGGCGGCUCCGGCCCAGCAGAAGGGAAUAAGUCAGAAGAAGAUCUAUGCAAGGACGAGUUCUAUGGAGAAGCUGUAAGUCACUUUAAGGCCUCUUCUCAUGACUUAUCUGCUAUGCUUCUCCUGGAGCCAUGGAUGAGUACAACCGCUUCGUGGAUUGGGACAAAAUGGAUGUUACCGUCCAGAGCCAGGAUGCGAAGGAGCUAACCUGCCCCGAGCUGCAGGAGCUCAAGCAGCUGGCCCGUCAGGGCUACUGGGCCAAGAACCACUCCCUGAGAGCCAAAGUGUACCACAGACUGAUCGGCAACAUCCCGUGCCGCACGGUGACCCCGGACGCUAACGUGUACCGCGACAUCGUCGUGAAGAUCGUCGGCAAACGCAGCAGCAGCUCCCUGCCUCUGCCGGAGUUUGUGGAUAACAGCCUGGUCCCUACGUACUGCCUGAACGCUGAGGGCGUGGGGGCCGUCAGGAAGAUCAUCCUCUGCGUUGCCAAUCAGUUCCCAGACAUAUCGUUUUGCCCAGCUCUGCCUUCCGUGACGGCUUUGCUCCUCCACUACAGCAGAGACGAGGCGGAGUGCUUCGAGCUGGUGUGUCGCAUCCUGGCUUGCAACGACCCUUCCAAGCGCCUCAUCGAUCAGACCUUCUUAGCUUUCGAGUCUUCCUGCAUGACCUUUGGUGACCUGGUGAACAAAUACUGUCAGGCAGCACACAAGCUGAUGGUGGCCGUGUCCGAGGACGUGCUGGAGGUGUACUCGGACUGGCAGCGCUGGCUCUUCGGGGAGCUGCCCAUGGCUUACGUCGCUCGGGUCUUCGACGUGUUUCUGGUGGAGGGCUACAAGGUCCUUUACCGAGUGGCCUUGGCUCUUCUCAAGUUCUUCCACAAGGUCAGAGCUGGGCAGCCCAUGGAGUCUGAGAGCAUCCAGCAGGACAUCCGAGCUUUCGUGAGAGACAUCGCCAAGUCGGUGUCUCCGGAGAGGCUGCUGGAAAAGGCCUUCGCCAUCCGCCUCUUCUCCCGCAAGGAGAUCCAGCUCCUGCAGAUGGCCAACGAGAAGGCUUUGCAGCAGAAGGGCAUCACGGUCAAACAGAAGAGUGUUGCAUCUCCCAAAAGGCAGAAUGUGCACUUGGCAGUUCAUGCUGAGAACUUCAAGUCUGAAAUUGUCAGUGUGAAGGAGAUGCGAGAUAUCUGGUCAUGGAUCCCAGAGAGAUUUGCACUUUGCCAGCCCCUCCUGCUUUUCACCACCUUGGAACAUGGCUGUAGUCUGAGCAGGUUCUAUUCUCACAGCGAGGGACACGAACCAACUCUUCUCCUCAUCAAGACCACAGCAAAAGAGGUGUGUGGUGCCUACCUGUCGACUGACUGGAGCGAGCGCAGGCGAGGAGGCAACAAGCUGAGCUUCUUUGGAACUGGGGAGUGCUUCGUGUUCAGGCUGCAGCCAGAGGUGGAACGCUACGAGUGGGUGAUCAUCAAACACCCAGAGCUGGCCAGCAGGGGUUCAGAGCCAGAAAACCACAGCUCAGCAGCUCCCAGCAGCCUGUGCUCCAGCAGCAUCCCACCCCAGCCCGCAGAUCGCCUCUCGCCCUUCUUAGCAGCUCGUCACUUCAACCUGCCCUCCAGAACUGCCUCCAUGUUCAUGGCAGGCAGCAGCGAGUGCAUCAUCAUAGGAGGAGGUGAUGGCCAGGCUCUGUACCUCGAUGCCGAUCUGAACCACGGAAGAACCAGCCACUGCGACACUUUCAACAACCAGCCCUUGUGCUCUGAAAGCUUCCAGAUCUCUGUCUUGGAGGUGUGGGGCUUCAGGGACACUAUGAAUGGUUGACAUGACUGUCAUCCAUCAACUGCUUGUUCAGCUGUCCUAGGAUUCCCAAGGCAAACUCUAAUGCAGGAGCCAAACUGGAACAGAACUUCUGGGCUCAGUGUUUUCCGGUAGUUACCAAGUGCUGCACUUCUGCAGGGCUUAGUUGUUUACUCUUAUUUAAGACAGGUCAAGGUGGAGUAACAUAUCUGAGUAAUUUCUUAGCUCUUAACCUCUAGAAAUGUGGACUCAAAAGGGCAGUGAUGUGAGAGCAUCCUACAUGGGUAGCUGUCCACGUCAUGGCACAGCUCUGCAGUCUGAUGCUGCUCCUCAAAGGCCUGGAGCUGGCUGAGGUGUGCUGCAGAGCUGUGUGUCACUGGCACCAGGCUCUGGUUUGAGCCAGUCAUACCAAUUGCCUGCUCCCAGGGAACACUGAUGACCUCAGAUUUGGCAGAACAGUAGUCCCUAAGAUGAUUGCCCUGCUCUGAGCAGGUGUUGUGCAGACAAAUCAGCACCACGUCAGCCGUGGAAGCCCUCGACUCACACAGGAGCUGUGAUUCCUACUGACCCUUCUCCUUGCACCUGAACCCUUGGCACAUUCCAGUUGCAUCUGUUGGAGGCCUCUGCCUCUGAGGAAAGCAUCAGGACUGAACAACCAUAUCUGAAAGGCUGGGUUUUGUUUACAUUCUUGUUCCAUAUCAGUAUAACAACUUCAAACUGACUCACGUUGUGUGCAGCUGAAGCUACGGUGUGUCUGCAGUGCUCAGAGACUCCCUGGCUUUGGCUUUCCUGGGAGCUGAAAUGAAGCUUUAAAUCUGAGAGUCACUGCUCUGAUACCACUGAUGUGUCUGGGAAUUAGGCACUGAGCUACAGAAGAUUAUGCUCUCCCCACAGGUAAAUGGAGGUGGGAGGGAAACCUUCUGUGUCAAGAUUCCUCUGGGAACAGACACGUUUCCCAGGAGAACUGUUUCUGCAUAUCAUGACUCUUCCCAGUGAGGACAUCCUGAAAAAGGGAAGGCUUCGUUUUGCCAGCAGUGUUCUGGUAGGGUUUGGGUGAUGCAAAGAGCCUUUUACCCCUUCCUGGGAACUCCUGCAGUGGCACCUGAUGUCUGGAGGCAAUUGCCCUGUGUCUUUACAACUGCUGUACAGCUUCUCCCAGGUGAGGCACAAGUACCUAAACCCCAGUGGAGGGUGCAGAGUGUGUGACAGAAUGCUCUCAAAGCUUCACUGGGGAAUCUACUGAUAGGACUCACCACAACAAGUAAAAUGAGGGGAAAGAGGAACUGCUGGGGUGGGGGGGGUUGAUCUAAAGAACUGCUUUAGAGUUGUGCAAGUGUUAUUAGUACUUAAAACUGAAGCUCAUGUAAAGGGAGAAUGUUACAACUCUCUAGUGAGGCUGGACAGGGCUGUGGCGUUGUGCAGAGCUCACUGGGGAGUCUCAGGGGUGACCUGGGCUCGUUUGGACCCCGUUUGUCUUGGUAGAGAGUUGCCUCUGCAAGGACUGUGACCAAACUUGGCAAAAAAAGGAGUGUGAUUUGCUUCUUAUGGUGCCAUUUAAGAUUUCUUUUUGUCCAAAGUAGCUGUUUGAAGUGUUCAGACUGUGGAGACACGGCUGAGGAUGUCCUGCAGCAUCCACACCUGCAGGGAGAUCAGCUGGUGCCCUUUGAGAGACUCAGCCCUGGGCCUCUCUCUCAUUCCCAACCUCCCACUCAGUGGGUUCUGUCUUUUCAUGGGUUCACUGGAAGCCUGGUUGAACUGGGAGGGAAGGUGAAUUCACUUGUGCUUGGGUGUUCCAUGAACUUGGACAGUCAGAGCUGGGGUUUACAAACCCUGCCUGCUUCUUUUUCCACACCAGCCAUAUCAUUUUACACUUGCUGCUGUCCCACAGAGCUCCCUCAGACAAAACAAAUGGCUCACAGACACUGUCUCCCCUGUAGCAGGUUCUCUUCAGUGCAGGUGGGACUGCAGUUCUGUCCAUAGCUCCCCUCCUGUCUCAGCUUGUCUCAGGCACCCUUGAGAAAGAACAAACCAAAACACAUUACUUUUCAGCUUGUUAACUUGCCAGAAAGUCCCUGGGGCCCUGUGCUGGCAGGAUCUGUGAGGCUUUAUGGUGUUAUACUCCAAAUGAAUGGGCUUUAUCUGCAGAAUCUUCCCUGCAGCUGGCAGCAGUGCUGUGAUUUGUGUCCUCCCCCAUCCCUGCCAGUGCAGCUGUGUCCAUGAACCCCGAGCACCGCUCUGGUUCUGGAGCCACAUGCAACAAACACUCUUCCUUUCCCUGCUCUGUGCUGAGCACACAGGGAUUUGGGUGUUUGACAUGAGAGAUAACCCAAGAGUGGCUCAGAAAUUUGUGGUAGUGUGAGAAUCCAGAGAGCAGUUCUGCAAAUGAGUGUGGUUUGGGCAUCUGAGCCUCUUGCAGGCCUCAGCCCAGCUCCCCUUGUGCCAGAUGAGCACAGCUCCUGACCCCCAGCAGCAACAGUGUGUGGGAGACCCCUCUUUGGUAGAUGGUCUUUCACAUGGAACUGAAGGGAAAUCAUCAUUCUUAAAGGCAGAGGUGAGGCUGGCAGGGUCUGGGAGCUGCUCUGGGGCUGUGAGCAGGAACUGGACAGUUAAGGAUGCUGCUGAUGGCUCCUCUUCAUCCCAACCCCAAGGCAUGUGCCACAGGGAUGGGUUUAGCUUGGUACAGCACUCCCCUGCUCAGACAGCCCCCCAGGACCAGUGCAUGUGUGUUAAGUUGCAAUGGUCUGGCAGGAGGGACUGUACAGUGCUGGGCCAUCCUCAUGCAGUCCGUGUGCUCAGGACAAGUGAGUGUUGCUUCUGUAACUCCUGAUGGUUGUGAGACACGCUGGGGGAACAGCAUCCCGUUCCUUCCCAGUAGCAGGGAUGUGGCUUUUGUCUUUGUAGCUGCUGACUCAGUGUUUACCAGAGUUGAGGUGAUUGGAGCCAACAGUUUGACUGCCCUGCAAACCCCCUCUGAGGCAGAGCCCACAGGCUGGUUUUGAAGGGGAUCACUACAGUGGGCACCUUACCAGGAGGUCACCAUCGUGUGAAGCACCCAGCUGGGAUGUGCUGUGGCCACAGUGUCACUCCAGGGGACUGCUGAUGUGGUUUGUAGCCCUUGUUUGCAGCUCCCUGGGUGAGAGUGGCAGUGUGGCUCCAUGAGCUGCUGGGUGUGCUGGAGAGCCCUCAGCAUCUCCCAGGGGGUGUUAGCUUCCCCAAGAAGCUGCUUUUGGCUUUCUAAUACUCUCCUGAAGGCAGAAAAGACUCGAAACAACAGACAUCAGAAACUGGAGUCGAUUGUAAACGGCACCUGAGGCGUUUCCAGGCCACGGGAAUGGUUCCCAGCUCCCAGCCAAGGCUGCAGCCCUGCACCCAAAAGCAGCUGCUUUUCCCUUUCCUGAUGGGAACAAAGGGAAGGGAACAGCUCCGGGUCCCUCUGUGCUGGAGACAAACGGGAGGGGCGAGCAGCAGUGUCGGAGCGUUAGACCCGGUGCCUGCAGAGGUCAGUGCUGAGGCACAGAGGGGUGGCGAUUCCCGUGUGUGCAUCGUGUCCCUUGUCCUUGGAAUCCCAUCCCCCGGUGGACGGCUGAGGUAGCUGAGGUGAUGUUUUCCCUCGGGUUGAGCAGUGCCGUGCUGCUGGGUUGGUUUCCCACCUGCUCUGUGGAUGGUGUUUGUGUCCCUCUGCACAAUCUUGGAUAUAUAUUAAAAGCUGU